Scaptodrosophila lebanonensis is the source of this 9971-nucleotide messenger RNA. RefSeq names its product mucin-17 (gene Su(var)2-HP2). The coding region runs from base 324 to 9626 and encodes 3100 amino acids. The record is from RefSeq and is a predicted model, not a curated record. NCBI's taxonomy places the organism in Eukaryota, Metazoa, Arthropoda, Insecta, Diptera, Drosophilidae. The transcript has 10 exons.
UAAGGUGGUGUAAAAGUUCUAAUUUGGAUACGCUUAUCGUACAAUUAAUAAGAAAAACCAACUUUAUGGCUUAAAUAAUAGAUUGAACACCCUCUCCACAACCAAAACACAGAAAAUAAUUUGUUUUGCACGUGGAUGACAAAGCACAGUCUGCGCAAAUCGCCGCAGCUUGCAAUAAAAUUGACCAUUUUUCACUUAUAAUAGUUCUUUACUGUUGCUAUGUAUGCAUGCGAUAUGAAUUAGUAAAAUAGUAAAUCGCUUAGCCUUGAUUUCGGUAUGAUAUUGCUAAGUGUUUAAAGCGGCAAGAAGCACAAAGUUUACCUAUGAAUAUGGAAGAUAUAGAAUACCUGGAUGAAUACAAGGAUUUGGUGCUACCGGGCAUAAAGACAACCACUCGGCCAUCUGCAUCCAUUUCUGCAGCUUCUCGUAUGACGGUGCGUGGCAAUGCAAGACGUAUUUCAUCAGACUCAAGCGGUUCUUCGUCUAUUGAUGCAGAUAUAUUUCAAAAAUUAUUCCACGGAAAACUUAUCGACGAUGAACUGCUGCAAGAGGUUGGUUCAAAAGGUAGGAGUCGUCUCUCGUCAUCAUCAAGUGAUUCUAACGAUGCAUUGGAUGCGUUGUUCAAUAGGAAAAACACAAAAAAUAAAACCAAGAAGCGGGACCGUUACGAAUCAUUCGAUUCACUCGAUGAUUUGAGUGCCGUUUUGAUGCGACCAAAUUCAAAGAUAUUAUCGGCUCAAAAAUCAACCACUAAGAAUGUUAUUUCGAAAAAAUCUCCUACUGACGGCGGUAACAAGCCCAGUAGUAGCGGCAGCAUUGGUAGUACUAGUGCUAAAAAAGUGGGUAGCAUAAAAGGACGUCCCCCAAUAAAUAGCAAGAUUAUUACGCAUAAAAUAAGUUCAGUCGUACCGAAGCGAAAGGUUUCCAAUGCUUCCAGUCCUGUGGCUAGCUCCAAAAUUCAAAUAUCCCAACCAGUCAAAAAACACAAUAGAAGGAGUCCAUUGAAUGCAAGCGUGCAUAAAAGUGUAACUUUAGUCAAGCCUCAAAAAACAGCAUCAAAAUCUAGCAAAAAUGUAGCCAAAAAGGAUCCCUUAAAUUUAUUGGAAUGUUUUGGUGAAUCAGAUGAUUCAUCAUAUGAGUUUGAGUCUGAUGUCUAUGAUGACAACGAUACGGACGGAGAUGAAAUUGAUCCUGUCAUUGACAUUUCGACAGAUACAAGCUUAACGAACUCUAUGGCGGACGAUGUGACACCUAUUAUUUCGGAGGAUGAGGUCCAGCAUUCAAACGGCGAUAAUGAACGUUUACAGUGGUAUUUGAAUAAUCUUAGUAGCGCGGAGGCUGUGCCACGCACACCAACGUCUAAAAAGGCCAGCACUAAAAAAAUGCGUUCCAGAAAAAAAUCCAUAUCGGAAACAAAACCAAAACCGAAGAAAUGUGGAGAAAUUAGUGCAUUCAACGAAAUCUCAACUCUAGAACAGGUUAAAGAAACAAAAGCGGACAUAGUGGCAACUGCAACAUUGGAAGAAUCAUCUUGUACGCCGAAUUGCAAAGCAAAGUCGCCGGCAAUUGCUAACAGUAGUGCAGACAAAACAAAUGUUAAUAAUAGACUAUAUGCAGCUGAUUAUGUUGAUGAAAAUUUAACAUACGAGAAACUAGAACGUAUGAGCUUGGACUUGGCCGAACAGAUAAUGGACAUUGGUGUGGAACGCGCUAUUGAGUUUAAGAAGCGGUCUAACUCUAAGCCUCGUAGUAUCUCAAAAGAUGGUGCUAGUACAUUCUCUUCGACUCAAAGUCAUAUUCGAAAGCUAACGUAUUCGCCUGACAAGCAAUCUCGUUGUGUUAAUCGCCUAUCCAAGCGGCGACGUGGUAGACUGCCGAAGCAUAGAGGUGCUCAAAACCAGGAAAACUUAACCAGGGGAGAUAAUAAUGAGUCUGCAGAACCCUUUGACAAUGAAAAACUUAGCGUGAAAAGCGACAGUGAAAUUCAAAAGCGAAGAUGCGGCUUACGGCAAAAGAAAAGAGCCGCUACUAUUGAGACGAAUGCAGAUGAAACUGAUAUAGAGAAAAUUCCUUUGGGGCAGAACGAUAAAACACUGUCCAGCGACUCAGAAUUAAAAACGAGCUCAGCUGACAAGUUUAUGUUAAAAUCUGCAGACGAAUCGACUAUUACCGAGUUACUGAAAGUGACAUUUCAAGAAAGCGUAUCACCAUUGUCUGUUGAUUUACAGCAAGAUUCAUUAGAAGAGAGCGGUUCACAGAUAAUAGUAGAAAACUCAAAUAAAGAAUCGGACUACAAGGAUCUCUCCAGUAUUGAAAAUAAUAUUGACAAUUUAGCCAAAGAUACAGAUGAAUUGGUAGCGUUGCAAAAAGAAAAAUCUGAUAAUAAGUAUGACCAAGGUCUUGAGAUCAGUAGUGCACCGGUUAUUUCGACCGCAAUGACUGAAAGUGAAAUUCCAGCGGGCAGCCUGAUGUCCAAUGAAGGAACAAUAACAGAAUCGCCAUUCAUUUACGAUACAAAAAAUGGCGAAGGCGAUCCCAAUUCCAGGACUAUUGAAAUUGAACCGUCAGUAUCAACGACUUUAAUUAAAAAAAUCACAACUGAAGGGACGGAUGCGUCCGGAUUGGAUAAACUGCCCGCAUUGCCUAGUACUGAGGAUAACAAUACCACACUUGAAGAACAUUUGGGUGAUUUAACGACUAUUGAAAUUGAACAACCAGUGUCAUUAACUUCAAUUCAAAAAAUCACAAAUGAAGAGAUGGAUGCGUCCGGAUUGGAUAAACUGUCCGAAUUGCCUAUUACGGAGGAUUUAACGACUCUGCUAAAGUUACAAAACCAGCCGGAAACACUUCAACUGACGGAGGAGCAACUGAGUCCGUUAGUUCAAGAAAACUUAAGUAAAGUUGAACAUGGAUUGGAAAUAGAUAAACAAUCGAAGGAAUUGAAAGUGUUAGAUGACCACAACUUAAGUGAAGUCGCAAUUCUAUUGAGUAAAUGUUCCGAAGAAUUGAAAACAACAGAGGAAUAUCAAGAAGUGCCGAUUAAACCAGCAUUAAAUGAAUUUUCAAGUCUACUAGAAUUGAAUGACCAAUCAGAGAAACAAUUGAGACCAAAAGAAGCACAACUGAACGCGACAGAGGAGGAAAACAUAAAUGUUAUGAAAAGCGAAAUAAAAUUAAAUAUGUCAUCAAAGCAAUUAAAAGAGAGCGAUGCUGAAGUUUCACACAACCCAAGUAAAAUCACAAUAGAAAAAGGAAAUUCUGUAGAUGAUGUAACAGCUGAUCAAAAACUUACUGAAGAAGCGACUGAAUUUUGUUCGGGAAGAAACAUGGACACUCUUCAGCAAGAUCCAAAUAAACCUCUUAAACUCGUUACGGAACAUGAUAAUAAAUUUAAAUUCAAUAAACAUCCAGAAAUCCCGGAAGAAUCUGCUGUGUCGGUAAAUAAAGAAUCAACUAAAACACCGAUUAAAGAUAAGAGCACGUUAAAUAAAGAUGUAUACUCUGAACACGAAAAAUUGACAGAGAACAUUGCGGAACCUAUUGUUGAUAGCCUACAAAUUGUGCAAAAUAACGUCGACAAAGAAAUAAGUAAACAAAUUGUAACAGAAAAAGACCCUGCACCAGAAGUUAAAGAAGACAACGCAAAAGAUAAACUUCGAAACAAACCCAUUUCACAUAAAUGCAACAAAGAAGGAGAUAUUACACAUCUUAAAACUGCGAGCGAAAACUCCCCCGAAGUAAAGCUUGAUAGCUUACAUAUAGCUACGACAUCAAAGGAUAUACAAUUAAAAUCGAAGUCUUCAGAAAUACAGCUGGACACUCCUAGGCGAACUCUUCGUGACAGGUCUGUCACUAGAUUACAAAAAUUUGAUUCCAAUCUACGGAUUGAAAACGCUGUCCCCACACAAGGUCGUGAGAGUCGUAGCUCAAGGCGUUUACAAUGUACCGGAAAUGAAACAACAACGCGCGAAAAGAGUGCACGUAGCAGCAAGUUGGUUGACAAGUCGCCUGUCUCUGGAAGCACAGACCAAGCAAAUCUAAGUAGCAAAACGGUGAUAAAACCGGUGGAUAAAAUGGGUACUAGGAUUACUAAAAUUGAACCUACACAAUCCCUAAACCUUUUGUGUACAGCUGACGCACAACAACAAAAGAGCUGUAGUCGAAAGGAUAUGGAUGUAAUGCAAAAAGGUGAUAUUUUGGAAAAGGAUACCUCAGAGGUCAUGAGAACUCGCAGAUCUAAAGUGGUAGUGAAAGAAAUGGAAUCUGAAGUCAGCAAAACCCCAACGACUACAGAAACUAGUAAUAUCAAUGCUACCAGCGAUGAAAAUGGAAAGGUAAAGCAAGAAGAUCAUUUCAUAAGUACUCGAAGUAGGAAAGAGGUAAUGCAAACGGCAGUAUCAAAACGUGAGAAACGUAAUAAGCUGAAAGAUGAUAAGGAAACCGAGCAAAAAUCCCAAAAGGAUAACCAGACAAAUAUUUCUAAGGCUAAAAGUUUUGCCAAAAACCAAAUUAGUAUUAAAUCUGGAAAAGUGGUUGAUGAAAUUGAAAACCCCACUAUCUUAUCAACUCCAAGUUCCACCUCAUCGACUAACUCUUGUCGUAAGCUAAGAAUUUUAGUUAAAAAAACAUCAAGUGAUAGGCUGCCUAAAUUCUUCGAAAGACUUGAGACUGCAGCAAAAACGCCUACCGUUGAAUCGGGCGUUGAUAUCAAACCUAACACUGUUGACAACACAGCUGACAAAUUAAAUAUUUCAAAGGAGCAGGUAUCAGAUGAGUCUACAACCCUGGGUGUUGGAUUGGAAAAAGUUGAGGAAAAUACGACAAUAUUAAUUCAAAGUGAGAAUAAAAAUGUAAAUGAUAACCACCUCGAAGAAGGAGAAUUGAAGCCGAAUGAAUCUCUCUCUAUUAAUCGGCCCUUGAGGGAAAACUGUACAGAUGUGAAAAAUGAAGACAGACAGGUGGAGAAAUCUGAAUUGGCUACCGUACAUCCAUCACGUGCUUCGGAUUAUCAUCAAAGCAAAAGUAAAACUUCACCUGAACGGUCAAUCGUCAAAAGUUUUAAAAAUCAAACUACAAAAUGGGCACUGCGUAAACGACCACGGGUAAAACUUAGAUCCGAAGAGCACGAAAGUCCGCCUGAGAUGGAUUCAAUUAAAAACGAUACCCCCGAAACAGUCGCUCAAUUUGAUUAUCUUUCACUUGACAAUCCCAAAGAAAUCACAGAAAGUUUAAUAGAUUCCAAAAAUUCGAAUGAGCCUAAUCCGCAAAACAAAACUGAUAGCUUAUCGGUGCAACUGAUGACUCAUGACGGCGCACAGCAUCAAACGGAUUCAUCUGAUAAUACCGAAAAAAAUCAAAUGAAGAUCGAUGACCUGAAAACAACAGAAACAAAAGAUGAAGAUACUGCUCAGACUUCAAUAAAAAUUUGUAAAUCUACAGGAGACGAAGGUACAGAGACAUGCAACGUUGCGAACUCCGAAGGAACAACCGAAAUAACAGGUGUCACAGCUAAUGUCGAACAGUCAAAUCACCAGACACAUGAACGUUCACUACGCAAACGUGAAUCCGAGGCCACACAGCCAGACGAGGCGAAGCGAAAGCAGCUCCAGGCUAGAACAUCCUCGAAGGUACAGCGUGCUAUUAAAAUGUCAAAGCCUAUUGUGCAUGCACAUCAAUCAUCUAAGAUGGAAGAGUUCAAAACUAACGUGACUAAAACCACAACAUUGGCGCGACGUCGCAAGCAACUAGAGGAAGGACAAACAGGCUCAAAGCGGAUAAAAAUUACGGCAAGCUGCAGCACGCUUUUGGAACAUACAAAGUCCGAUAUACGUGAACAACUUGAACAAAAACCUCAAAAAACAAAGGCAGUUGCUGCUAGAGCAGAGCUGAAAGGAACAACAGCAGCAAGACCAACAGCUUCACCAGUUAAGGAACCUGUGGGUCACAUUAUUGAUGAUAAGUCCGCGUCACGCAAGUCAGAUGGCAAUAUCGAUUUACAAACGAUUUCAGAGCCAUCGACUUCAACACUACGAAAGAAACCAUACAUAUUACAAAAAACAGAAUCCAAAGAUGCUGUGCAGAUCGCAACUGCAAUGCCCAAAAAACAGACUGAAAAUAUGUCAAUAAAACCCAAGGACAUAAUUCAGAAUACUGAGACACAAAAGGCGUCAAAGGAUUCUUUAGGUCAAAUGCAGGACAAUUUUGGCACUCCUGUAGAAGCGGCCAUAGAUAAAACUCAUACGACUUCCGAUGUUUCUAAAGAAACUCCGAGUGAAAAGCCAUUACCUUUAACUAUUAAUACCAGAAAGUCUGUGCCCAAAAGUGAAAUUACAAACAAGAAGUCGUCGCCCUCGGCUAUAGCUGGCAGAAAGGCGAUGUCAUCUGCAGACUCUGCUAAAAAACCAGUUCAACCACCGCUCUCUAAAGCUAUGGACAAUGAAAAAACUGCAAACACAUCACUGAACCAAAACUUGCCGAUCAAACAACCUAAAAUAAUUACAACUGAGGUGGAUUCCAAAAAGUCAAGUGAAAUUCCGAAUAAAUCAGAAGCGCCUAAGAAACCUUUGAUACAAACGCAUCUUGGCAAAUUUAUCGACCUACGCAAGUCUAUAGCACACAAGGUCAAUGCAUCUCCACCAAAUAUCAAAAUAAAAACUAAGCCAACUGAGAAGAGCAAGGAUACAUCUGCAAAGGAUAUACCAAAGCCAAUAACACUGGCUUCGAAAAGGGAAACUUCUAAUGAACGUUUGCCCCGUGCUCUGCGCACUGGCGAAGACACGAUGGAAGCAACCGUAGAAAAGGCAACUGCUACAACACAGAAGCAAGGUACAUCAGGUGUUAAUAAUUCGGAUACCAAAUCGACAACACUAACUGUGGCAACGCGUAAUACAGAACCGCUGCCCAAAGAUGGAUCGAAUGAAUCGACUCUCACAAAUAUUGCCACGCCACAGACUGAAAUUGAAGUCAUUACAAAACCAGAUUUUACAACAAAAUCGUCGGCGUUGGUCGAAAAGCAGCAGCGUAGAUCGCGAAAAGCAGAUUUGCUGCAGAAGGUGGACAGCAUCUUAACAGAAUCAACUAGUAAAACGACACUGCCUAUAAGUCAAGCGCUAAAUCAUCCCCCAUCAAGAAAGCGUAAAGCGGCAGUUGCAGCAACUGAAACAGUAGCAACGAUGCCAGCAACUGAAACAGCUAAAAAUGCAAAACGUGUUAAGGGACGGCCUGAGCAACCUUCCCCACCUAUUGCUUUUCCCGUGCGUAUUAUGGCAGCGAGCUUGCAACAAAAAAGUCAAGGUGAAUUGGCCCUUACAGAGGAAAAGAAAACUAAUAAAACAGAACAGCAGCAAACAAAACCGGAAUCUGUUGUUGUUGAGCAGAAGCAACUAUUGGCGGCUGAUAAACUUACCAAGGAACUCUAUUUGCCACCACAACCAUUGGUAUCAAAGGUACGAAAGUUGCGCGUUCGCUUGAAUCGCAAAAUAGUUAAAAAUUGGCAGAAAACGAAGACAUUGGGACGUCAGAUUUGUCGCUCAGAACCAGAGGUGACCACCGACAACUCACUCAAGCUGAACAUUGAAGAGAUGGUCGAGCAUUUGCCUAGCGAAGAGGUGCUGCAACAGAAUGCUUCUGGAUUAGCUGCAAUGCGGCAAAAGCGUUAUGAAAAUACAACAACUUCGUCAGUCGUUCGAAGAGAACAAGUUAACGAUUCCACCCUAUUGUGUGCGCCUGACCUGUUACCUGUUGGAGAGUUACGUCCGUCAGCGCCUCUUGUAGCCAUGGCACUUGCACCUGUACCUAAGCCCGUGAUCGUACCAGAGGUAAAGCAUGAAAAGGACACUAGUCCAUUAACAACAGCUGCCAUGCCCUCAGUGAACACAGCGCCAGAUGUUGAACAACAGUCUACAACCAGUCUGGGCCGGCCAAGUAGCUGCAAUAAUAGCACCACUUCCACCACUACUGCCCCCGUCACAGAAGUGCAGACUUUCGGCGCUACAAAAGUCUUCUCAUUUCUUUACCCUUCGCGAUACCAACGCUCUUAUGGCCAAGUGGGCUUAGACUUUUGCUGCCCCAAUCUAGAUGGACCCAUGCGUGCCAUAGAUCCAACCCGCCUUCAUUGCAAAGCCGAGGUUCCCGUGCUAGAAUUGCCGCAAUUCCUGGUAGUAUCGACCAAGAUUAUCUCUAAGCAGGAUCAGAACAUACCGCACAAAGUCCGUGCUAAGUUAGAACAUUUGGCUGCUAAGGAGGGGCUCCCCUGUGUAGUGCAGAUGCUGGGUAUGCAGUCCGAUGCAGUCGCCGCUACAGCAUCCGCACCAUCAACCCCAGCACAAACAUCAAAACCGGCGCCACCUACCGCUGUACCAGUCAAACCAACGUGUCAAACAAAAGUAUCGGCUCCAUCAACGUUAGCAACUGGAUCAACUGUAACUAAUCCAAUGGUAUCGACGACACCACCUAUUGCAUUAACUCCCGUAGCAGGCAAUAUUGAUGUGCGGCCGAAACAGGUACAGCGAGGUAUUGUCUCAUCACUGCCCAAUCGAAAUGCAAUGUUGCUGCAAUUACCGCCCAUUUGUCCCACUGACAAAGUUCGUGUUGAGCUCCAAUCUCGUGUUCAACUGUUUGACUUGGUUCUGCAAAAGCUGUCCAAUCGUGUUGUAACAUUGACGAUAGCAGAACGCCAAAGCGCAAUCGAGGAGAUUGUAAAAAACAGCAUACUGAUGCCCAUUGACGUCGAUGUGGGUACAAAACUGCUUGAAAAUUACGCUAAAUAUCUUAACAUUUCUACAAAGAAACAUGUGUCCCCAUUGCGGAUAUCGGGUAGAGUAGUGCCGUCAGCCAACAAUGCCGCCGGAAUGACUGGUUUACCCGUCCAGAACAGAAGUGCCACCCCACCGACAGCAGCGACAUCCAACGUGCCUGCAAUGCAAAGUCAACUAUCCACACAGUCUAUCAGUAGGCCAAUCUAUGGUCCAGAUCGCAGAAUAAUAGGUUAUCAGUAUAAAAAAAUUGUUAGUACGACUAUGAAAAAGGGACAGCCAACAGCUACGACUCCAUCACCUGCUAGCAGACCACAAAGUGCGUACACACUAAUCAAAAACCAGCGGACCCCAAUACCCAUUUCUGCAAACACUACAUUGACUUCACCAACAGUGACUGCUGGUCCCGUUGACCGGAUCUCGGCACCUACGACGAUAGUGCAAAGAACGCGGGCGCCUCUGACUCCGGCUCCUGCAUCCCUGACAAGCUUUCUCCAGUCGAAUGGAGUAAAAAACAGCUUGGUUUCCACACCGGUAACAAGAUCUGUGGAUACAUGCCCUCAAAUAUCCAACGUCGGCACAGCAAUCCCAAAGUUUCCAACGAAAAUGAGUGCCCUUCUAAGUGAAUCAAAUGUGACACCAGUUACAGCGCCUUUAUCACCUGCAACCCCUUCUGGAUCCAUUUCAAAUCCUAUUACUGCGGCGACAUCAACGCCUCAUGGCGGCAGUGAGCUGUAUGUUGUCCACCAAUCGCCAUCUCCCGAGGAGUGCAUACUGCCCGAUGGUGUUGCCAACAACAAUGCUGCGGCAAUGGUACCGCUGGACUCGGAAAUUAAAUCCGAACUGGAAGAUGUGCCAGAAAGUAUAAUCUGAAGGGAAUUGCUUGACACACACAUACAUACAUACAUAUAUAGUUAGCUGUAGAUAGAACUCCGUGAGGUAACGAAAACACGGUCAUUUAAUUAUACUGUUAAAUUGUUAAGACCACCUAAAAAUUUAAUAUACCCAAUGUCAUGCACAUAAACAUUUUUGUUAUAAUUUUUUUUUAAUCAAAUAUUGCAUACAUACAUACACAAAUACAUAUUAAUUGUGAAAUUCGUCACUUUAGUGCUAAAAGUACUCGAUACCUUGAAGCUUUGUUAGUAACAUUUGUAUGUAUGUAUGUGAAAUUAUACAUACAUAUGUACAUAGCUGUAAUCAAAAACGCAGCUUUUUUAA